Molecule: messenger RNA, 1684 nt
Organism: Ziziphus jujuba (common jujube)
Lineage: Eukaryota; Viridiplantae; Streptophyta; Magnoliopsida; Rosales; Rhamnaceae
Product: tryptamine 5-hydroxylase
Molecular function (GO): monooxygenase activity; oxidoreductase activity, acting on paired donors, with incorporation or reduction of molecular oxygen; heme binding
Source: RefSeq, a predicted model, not a curated record
ACCAGACAGUUAGAGUUUUAAACAAAUGGAUAAUUUUAGCCCUCAGUCUUUCAGUCUCUCUCUCUUACUCUUGGCCUCCUUCCUCUUCUGCAUCUUUCGCCUUCGAAAAUGGAGUACUAGUACAGGUCACUCACCGUCACAGCCAUAUCGGCUACCACCCUCACCAACAGCCUUGCCCAUUAUCGGUCACCUUCAUCUCCUCACAGACGAGCCCCACAUAACCUUCGCCCAACUGGCCCAAAAACUCGGGCCAAUCAUCCACCUCCAACUUGGCCAAGUCCCAACAGUCAUUGUCUCGUCCUCUCGACUCGCUCGUCUGGUCCUCAAAACCCACGACCACGUUUUCGCAACCCGGCCGCAGCUGAUCUCAGCUCAGUACCUGUCCUUUGGUUGUUCCGACGUCUCCUUUUCCCCAAACGGUCCCUACUGGCGCCAAGCACGCAAAAUCUGCGUCACCGAGUUGCUGAGUUCGAAACGGGUCAACUCAUUCCAGCUCGUCAGGGACGAGGAGGUGAACAGGAUGUUGGAUUUGAUCCGGAAUCAGUCCGGGUCGAAGCUGAACUUGAGCAAGGUGUUCUUCAGCUUAGCGAACGAUAUACUAUGCCGCGUGGCGUUCGGGAAGAGGUUCGGAAAUAAUGGUGAUCUGCUUGAUGUAUUAACUGAGACUAAUGUUUUGAUUGCUGGGUUUUGCAUAGGUGAUUUUUUCCCCGAGUGGAAGUGGAUCAACUCGGUGACUGGGAUGAAGAAGAGGUUGGAGAAGAACUUGAAUGAUUUGAAAAAAAUAUGCGAUGUAAUAAUCAAUGAGCGUUUACAAAAUGAUGAAUCGAAAACAACAACAACGGGCAAUAGUGGGGAAGAUUUUUUGGAUGUUCUGCUUCGGAUGCAACAACGAGACGAUUUGGAGGUGCCCAUUACAGAUGACAGUAUCAAAGCUUUGGUUCUGGACAUGUUUGAAGGAGGAACGGAUACAACAUCGGCCAUUCUAGAGUGGACAAUGAUAGAGUUGGUGAGGCACCCAAAAGUGAUGAAAAAAGCACAAGAAGAGGUUCGGAAAGUCGCAUCGGAGACAGGAAAAGUUAAUGAGACCCAUCUUCAACACCUUCAUUACAUGAAAGCUGUGGUGAAGGAGACGAUGAGAUUGCACCCACCAGCACCUCUAUUGGCUCCUCGAGAAUCCAUGGACAAAUGCAUUCUCGAUGGCUUCGAAAUACCUGCGAAAACUCGGGUUGUGAUAAAUGCUUUUGCCAUCAUGGAUCCAAAGUCAUGGGAGGAUCCUCUAGUUUAUAAUCCUGAGAGGUUUAUUGAUGAUCAGGAUAAUAAGAAUGAUAGUGUUGUAGAUAACGAUCAAGAAUUCAAGUUUGUACCAUUUGGAGGAGGAAGAAGAGUUGCAUUUGGAUUUGCAACCAUAGAGAUUGCACUUGCUCGCCUCUUGUACCAUUUCGAUUGCGAAUUGCCUCCAGAAGUACUUGGCCCUCAUGAUGUUGACCUCGAUGAGAUUUUUGGGCUUGCCUCCAGAAAGAAGUCUACUCUUGUCCUUGUCCCGACAACCAAUAAAGAUUUUCCAGUCGUCCACAUUUGAAUCAAAUUGACCGUCGGGAAAUGUUGAUAAAAAACGUCGUUGUUUCUAUUUCAUUAACUAGCUAUUGUUUGUUUUGUUGUUCAAUUCCACGUACGCACCGUUUGA